Gongylonema pulchrum is the source of this 381-nucleotide messenger RNA. The record is from the annotation of a GenBank genome assembly. Lineage: Eukaryota; Metazoa; Nematoda; Chromadorea; Rhabditida; Gongylonematidae.
AUGCUGAAUGUACCGGGAGCGAUGGGUGGAAGCCUGGAAGAAGUUAUUCGAGCGUUACCAAGUCCUGAUAUCGAUGAAUGUGAGACGGGUGUCGCACAAUGUCCGAAACAUUCUACAUGCGUCAAUCUACCGGGGACAUAUUUCUGUAACUGCACUGAGGGAUUUCAACCAUUGGGCAUUCCGGUUGAACGUUGUGCUGUUAGCACUCGUCGUUUUUUCAUGUACACGUAUCGCACGUUUAUUGUGACCGUUCAAGGAGUUAUUUUCUUUUUUAUGAGUGCCAUUUGUUGGCAUUUGGCGAUUACCGUAAAGCGAAAAACAUCCUAUGUUUAUCCAAAUUCACCUUUGUCACAACAGAGAUUCGGCGCCACCAGUCAUUAG